AUGCAAAGGACCUCCCCAUUGUCUUCUCUUUCGCCGGGAAUGCUGUAAAGAAAGCGGUCGACGGUGGCCAAGAUGUCCGGUCGCAGCUGGUCCAGCUGUUCCCGUGCGGCCGAAGGAGGCCCGUCACCCAAGGCAAGCUCGUCGGAAACAGGGUCGUCGCCCAAGGAAGACUCGUCGUCCGAAAGAGACUUCUCGCCCCAGAAAGACCUGUCCAUAAAAGACGUACCGUCCGGAAGAGACUCAUUGCUCGAAACCAGUUUGUUGUCUGAAAGAGACCCGUCGUCCGAAAGAAACUCAUCGGCCGAAAAAGACUCGUCCUCCGAAGGAGGCCCAUCGGAGACGGGAGCGGCCGGCUGCAUGCAGAUGCUCAGCUUUGGGGGGCCGUGGCCUUGGAUCAUGCGGCUGCUGAACGAUAGCCCAUCGUAAUUGAUGGUGGGGAGCGGUUCGGUAUCGUUCAUUUCUGCAUGCAUGACGCUAUGAUGUGCGUGCGUUGAGGCUGUCGACGGUAGCCUCACCCCUGUGAGAGACGUCGGCGGGGAUCUCUCUCAACUUCGGCGCUUGCGAGGGAGGGAAGAUGGUCGCAUGCAACACAAAUAAUGUCGAGCCACUCGCCGGAAAGGCAAAUCAGACGUGCCAAGGACACCAUUCUCAAACUGCACGCUGGUGGUGAGGCAGGUGCGUAGCGGUGCGCAGCCCGGCAUUCAGGGGCCCGCCUUCCCCCUGAAGUUCUAUUCG
Lasiosphaeria miniovina is the source of this 735-nucleotide messenger RNA. RefSeq lists its product as uncharacterized. The coding region runs from base 73 to 426 and encodes 117 amino acids. NCBI's taxonomy places the organism in Eukaryota, Fungi, Ascomycota, Sordariomycetes, Sordariales, Lasiosphaeriaceae. The transcript is spliced from 2 exons. The record is from RefSeq and is a predicted model, not a curated record.